Molecule: messenger RNA, 786 nt
Organism: Bombina bombina (fire-bellied toad)
Lineage: Eukaryota; Metazoa; Chordata; Amphibia; Anura; Bombinatoridae
Product: activating molecule in BECN1-regulated autophagy protein 1
Biological process (GO): autophagy
Cellular component (GO): intracellular membrane-bounded organelle
Source: RefSeq, a predicted model, not a curated record
GAGAUUUCUGUUGCCUGAAUAUUUACCCUAUGCUGGCAUUUUCCAUGAACGUGGUCAGCCUGGGCUCGCUACACACUCCUCUGUCAACCGGGUCCUGGCAGGUGCUGUGAUUGGUGACGGACAGUCAGCGGUGGCUAGUAAUAUCGCAAACACAACCUACAGGCUGCAGUGGUGGGACUUCACCAAAUAUGACCUGCCGGAGAUCAGCAAUGCCUCCGCUAAUGUUCUAGUUCAGAACUGCAAAAUCUACAAUGAUGCCAGUUGUGACAUCUCAGCUGACGGGCAGCUCCUUGCAGCGUUUAUUCCCAGCAGUCAGCGUGGCUUCCCUGAUGAGGGCAUCUUGGCCGUGUAUUCUCUGGCCCCCCACAACCUUGGAGAGGCCCUCUUCACCAAGCGCUUUGGUCCCAACGCUAUCUCUGUGAGCCUCUCUCCAAUGGGUCGGUACGUCAUGGUAGGCCUAGCCUCCCGCAGGAUUUUGCUACAUCCUUCCACAGAGCACAUGGUAGCUCAGGUCUUCCGUCUCCAAAAACCUCACGGAGGAGAAACAUCUAUGCGGCGUGUGUUUAACGUCCUGUAUCCAAUGCCUGCCGACCAGAGGAGACACGUUAGCAUCAACUCUGCACGCUGGCUUCCUGAGCCAGGCCUUGGAUUGGCAUAUGGUACCAAUAAGGGGGAUCUGGUGAUCUGUCGGCCCGAGGCAUGUGAUAAUGUAUGUGACCAGUUCUGGGAGCAAAUGAACGAGGCUAUUCUUCAGCAUAACACUGCCCGGAGCAGCGAGAGGCCAGG